AUGGACACCAUCGCGCUCAUCUCCGGCGGCAAAGACUCCUUCUUCUCCCUCCUCCACGCCAUCUCCAACAACCACCGCAUAGUCGCCCUCGCCAACCUGCACCCGCCCACGCCCAACACCCCCGCCACCACAACCACCAUCCACCCCACCGCCGCCGCCCCGCCCACCUUCACGGCCCCCGCCGCCGCCACCCCCGACGAGCUCGACUCCUUCAUGUACCAGACGGUCGGCCACGCGCUGCUCCCCUUCUACCCCCACGCGCUCUCCCUCCCGCUCUACCGCCACCCCAUCACGGGCCGCAGCGCCGACCAGAACCUCGCCUACUCCCUGACCGCCAACGACGAGACCGAAGACCUGCUGCCGCUGCUGCGCCACAUCAUGGCGCGCCACCCGGGCGUCAAGGCAGUCUGCACGGGCGCCAUCCUGAGCACGUACCAGCGCACGCGCAUCGAGAGCGUGUGUGCGCGGCUGGGGCUGACGUCGCUGUCGUAUCUGUGGCAGCGCGGGCAGGGGGCGCUGCUGGAGGAGAUGGCGGGCGUGGGGCUGGAGCCGCGGAUCGUGAAGGUUGCGGCGGUGGGGCUGGAUGCGGAGCGGUGGGUGUGGAGGUGUGUGGUUGACCCGGCGGUCAGGAUGGAGCUGGAGGGGCUGAGGAGGAGGUGGGGGGUGCAUGUGGCGGGCGAGGGCGGGGAGUAUGAGACGAUUGUGGUGGAUGGGCCCGGGUGGAGGGGGAGGAUUGAGGUGGAGGAGGGGCAGAGGGAGAUUGUGGAGGGUGCGGGAGGGGUCGGGCAUCUGAAGGUGCUCGGCGCGAGGUUUGUGGAGAGGGAAGGAGAGGCGGUGGGGCAAGAGGAGUGGGUGAAGGACCUGAGGAAGCCGGGUCUGUGGGAUAAGGUAUUUGCGGACAUUCUGAGGAUCAUUGACACCGGGGACGAUAUCACUCCCGCAGAAUCGCCGAAAAGCACCAUACCACUCUCCGGCGGCCCCAGCAUCCCCACCGCCCAAACCUCCCAGUCCGGAAAUCUCGUAUUCAUAACCAACCUCUCCAGCCCCUCCCCCACCUCCACCAUCACCGAAGAAGCCCAGUCCGUAAUGACCCUCCUCUCCCAGAACCUCUCCACCCUCAACACCUCCUUCUCCUCCAUCACCUCCACCACCCUCCUCCUCCGCUCCAUGUCCGACUUUGCCGCCAUAAACAGCGUCUACUCCUCCUUCUUCACCGCCCCCAACCCGCCCUCCCGCGUCUGCGUCUCCGUCGGCUCCCGCCUCCCAGCCAACACCAACAUCCUCCUCUCCGCAACCAUCGACCUCCCCGCCAAGUCCCCGCGCAAAGGGCUGCACGUCCAGUCCCGCUCCUACUGGGCACCCGCCAACAUCGGCCCCUACUCCCAGGCCAUCAGUGUCGACGGGUGGACAGCGCUCGCGGGGAUGGUCCCGCUCGUCCCAAGCUCCAUGGAGGUGCUCAACCCUGGCGCCAGCCGCGCUGACGUGAGUGCGCAGGCGGUCAUGGCGCUCCAGCAUAUGUGGCGGGUUGCGACAGCGACCGAGGUGACGGUGCUGUUGGGGUGUGUGGCGUAUGUGGUGGGGCCUGUGGGCGCGGCGGCGGCCACGGCGGCGUGGAAAGAGCUGUGGAGGGGAUGGAAGGGCGAGGCGGGGUGGAAGGGGCUGUUUGGGGCCGAUGAGGACGAGGAGGAGGAGGAUGAUGAUGAGGAGCCGGCGGAGGUUGAGACGGGUGUACGGCCGCCGCUGCUUAUAGUCUCGGUGGAAGAGCUGCCGCGUGGCUGUGCGGUCGAGUGGGCGGGCGUGGGCUUUGAUCCGGAGUGGAUCCAGAGGGCGCGGGGUGAGUACUACACCGAUGAUGACAACGACGACUCGAAGGCCAGCGACGACUGGGGCGUCAAGGCGUGCGCCGAGACAUGCAGCAGCGGGAUCGUGACCUCGUCUGGCGUCUAUUACGGCGGGUGGGCGAAUGGCCGGAGCAUCUGUGGUGGCGGGGUGGGGAUACUCUGUCUGCCUGUUUCUUCGGAGGUGGAUAGGUGCACGGCUCUGGCGCAGGAGGUGGCAGAGAAGGUGGGUGCCGAGGUGAUGGGCUUUGGGGCUGCGGAGGCAAGGGUGUAUAUUCCGGCUGUGACGGGAACGGUGAGCGAGUUCUCGGCGGCCUGGGGGAAAGCGAUGUGUGAGACGAAGGUGGCGGUCAUGUUUGUGCCUGUUGAGCAGGUGUGGGACUGCGACGGCCAGUUGGCGGGGCUGGGUGCUGUGGUGAGGAGGGUUGGGCGGAUGGCUGCGUGA
Messenger RNA from Morchella sextelata, 2283 nucleotides. RefSeq lists its product as uncharacterized. The record is from RefSeq and is a predicted model, not a curated record. Bases 1 to 2283 code for a protein of 760 amino acids. Lineage: Eukaryota; Fungi; Ascomycota; Pezizomycetes; Pezizales; Morchellaceae. Gene Ontology annotation, biological process: protein histidyl modification to diphthamide. Gene Ontology annotation, molecular function: diphthine-ammonia ligase activity. The transcript has a single exon.